Molecule: messenger RNA, 4392 nt
Organism: Xiphias gladius (swordfish)
Lineage: Eukaryota; Metazoa; Chordata; Actinopteri; Istiophoriformes; Xiphiidae
Gene: rasal2
Product: RAS protein activator like 2
Exons: 18
Coding region: 156-4376 (1406 amino acids)
Biological process (GO): regulation of GTPase activity
Source: RefSeq, a predicted model, not a curated record
AGCUCGCGUGAACAUGAAGACAAACCAGAGCUGACGUCUCCUCAGCGGUCAGACUCUGGACACAGUAUGUUCAUGUUGGAGCACAGCUGCCGGCAAACCAGCUGUUUCCAUCUGCUCGCCCCUGCUGCCUGAAGGAGGGCUGCGUGUACCGGACCAUGAGUGGAAGUAGCAUCCCCCCUGAGGGCUGCGAGGGUCCAGUCCAGGGUCCCUGUCAGGCCUCGUACCGCUGGCACCAUUACAGGAAGCCUUGGUGGAGAUCCGACUCCCAGCCGACCCCUCAGCAGCCAUUGGACAGAUACAAGUGGGGGACAUCUGCUCGCCUGGCACCGAGGGCGGCCAAGAUGUCCUCCCCUGAGGCAAAAGGGCACAGUGCCGAGACUUUUCAUAUGCGGCUGCUCAGCUUACCAAGGUUCAGCGUUGUCCGAAAUUACAGGAGCAGAGAUCAAUCCCACGACGGCCAGGCGAGGCCCGACCCCCUUCGCAGGACCUUCCCCUACCUCAGGUCCAUGUCUGAGCCCGUUGCAGGUAACGGCCCGGAGAGGACGACGCUCAGGCAGGUAGGAUCGGACGCAGAUCAACGAGCUUCCUCUGUGGGGCGCUUCAUCCACUCGUUCUCUCUGAGGAUCAGCAGAAUCCUGAGGGAUGAGGCCGAAACUGAUGGAGGAGAGUCUGAUGUUAAGGGUCCUCCUGCUCACCGUUUCUCCUGCGGUCAGAGUCCGUACACCGAUAGUGGAGCCUGGGAGAGGAAGUUCUGCAUCCUGACCGACAGCCAGCUCAUCCUGCUCAACAAGGACGAUGAGGUUGCAGGGGAAGCUCAGGAGAGCCCCACAGACUCGGCGAAGGGUCGAAGUCUCCGCAGGACGGUCAGCGUCCCCUCAGAGGGACAGUUCCCAGAGUUUCAGGCAGAGGGCGCCGCCAUGCUAGAAGCGUCUUCGGAGCGAUCUCCGAGGAGGAGGAGUAUCUCUGGUCUGGGGGGUUCGGAGAAGAGCGUCACCGUCGACAAUCCAAACUCGUCGCCGUUUAAAGUGCCGGGGUUUUUCAGUAAACGUCUCAAAGGCUCCAUCAAGAGGACGAAGAGUCAGACCAAACUGGACAGAAACACCAGCUUCAGACUGCCUUCGCUCCGGCCCCCUGAACCCGACAGAACUCGCGGACUUCCCAAACUGAAGGAGUCGACCUCCCACGAGUCUUUGCUGAGUCCGGGCAGUGCGGUGGAGGCUCUGGACCUGAGCAUGGAAGAGGAUGUGUUCAUCAAACCUCUGCACAGCAGCAUCCUGGGACAGGAGUUCUGCUUCGAGGUGACAUACUCAGGAGGCAACAAGUGUUUCAGCUGCACUUCAGCCUCAGAGAGAGACAAGUGGAUGGAAAACCUGAGGAGGACGAUUCAGCCCAACAAGGACAACUGUCGGCGGGCGGAGAACCUGCUGCGACUGUGGAUCAUCGAAGCGAAAGACCUGCCGCCCAAGAAGAAAUAUUUCUGCGAGCUGUGCCUGGAUGACGUCCUGUACGCUCGGACCACCAGCAAGACCCGCAACGACAGCCUGUUCUGGGGCGAGUACUUCGACUUUUCCGGCCUGCCGGCCGUGCACAGCAUCACCGUGCACAUCUACCGCGAUAUGGACAAGAAGAAGAAGAAGGACAAGAACAACUACGUGGGCCUGGUCAACAUCCCGGUAUCGGGCGUGACGGGUCGGCAGUUUGUGGAGAAGUGGUACCCGGUCAGCACGCCCACCACCAGCAAGGCCAAAGGAGGGGGGCCGUCGAUCCGCAUCAAGUCGCGCUUCCAGACCAUCUCCAUCCUGCCCAUGGAGCAGUACAAGGAGUUCGCCGAGUUCGUCACCAACAACUACACCAUGCUGUGCUCUGUUCUGGAGCCCGUCAUCAGCGUCAAGAACAAGGAGGAGAUGGCCUGCGCUCUGGUCCACAUCCUGCAGAGCACCGGCAGGGCAAAGGACUUUCUAACAGACCUGGUGAUGUCGGAGGUGGAUCGAUGUGCCGACCACGACGUCCUGAUCUUCAGGGAGAACACGUUGGCCACCAAGGCCAUCGAGGAGUAUCUGAAGCUGGUGGGACAGAAAUACCUGCACGACGCACUCGGCGAGUUCAUCAAGGCUCUGUACGAGUCGGACGAGAACUGCGAGGUGGAUCCCAGUCGAUGCUCCGGCGGCGAUCUGGCCGAACACCAGAGCAACCUGAAGAUGUGCUGCGAGCUGGCGUUCUGCAAGAUCAUCAACUCCUACUGUGUGUUUCCUCGGGAGCUGAAGGAAGUGUUUGCGUCGUGGAAGCAGCAGUGCGUCGCUCGCGGCCACCAGCAGGACAUCAGCAAGCGUCUGAUCAGCGCCUCGCUCUUCCUGCGCUUCCUCUGCCCCGCCAUCAUGUCGCCGUCGCUCUUCAACCUGAUGCAGGAGUAUCCCGACGACCGGACGUCCCGAACGCUGACGCUCAUCGCCAAAGUCAUCCAGAACCUCGCCAACUUCACCAAGUUUGGAAACAAAGAGGAGUACAUGGCCUUCAUGAACGACUUUCUGGAGCACGAGUGGGCGGGGAUGAUGCGUUUCCUGUCGGAGAUCUCCAACCCGGAGACUUUGUCCAACACGCCGGGCUUCGAAGGUUACAUCGACCUCGGCCGCGAGCUGUCUGUCCUUCACGCUCUGCUGUGGGAGGUCGUCUCGCAGCUUGACAAGGGUGAAAAUUCCUUCCUGCAGGCCACUGUAGCGAAGCUGGGCCCGCUGCCGAGGAUUCUGGGAGACAUCUCUCGCUGCCUGGCCGCCCCGACGCCGGUCCAGCAGCAGCUGCGACGUUUCCAGGACCACAGCUCCGCCCACAACAUCAGCGGCAGCCUGUCGUCAGGGUUACAGCGAAUCUUUGAGGACCCCGCCGACAGCCACAGCGAGGUUCGCAGCCUGCCGUCUGCGGGCGGUGAUCGGAUGGAGGGUUACGUUCGAGGCCAGCGCCCCCUGCUGGCUCAGCAGCAUCCCUCCAUCCACGCCAGCUUCUCCGAUCAGGAGGAGCGAGACGACCUGCUGCCCAACGGUCGCAGCAUCUCUCUGGUCGACCUGCAGGAUGCUCAGAGCCCGCACGGCCCCGCGGGGCCCCCGCCGCACCACGAGGCCCCGCCCCGCCUCAGCAGGGUGGGCUCCCAGGCCUCCAUUGGCCACGGUCCGCCCCCCCCCGGCUACCCCCACUCCAACCCCCUGACCUCCCAGCCGGCACCACACCAGAUCAAAGCCUCACCCAGAGACGGCCAGCCGCAGAGCGCUCCGCAGGCGAGGCGGCCGCUGCACCCCUCCCUCAGCCAGCAGCGCAGCCUGCAGCCGCUGUCCUUCCAGAACCCCGUCUACCACCUGAGUAACCCCGCCCACGGCCUGUCCACACGCUCCGCCCACUCGCUGCGGCAGGACUCCAGCUCGGAGAACCUGAGCACCGAGAGCUCCCACAACAGCCACAGCAACUCCGACGACUACGGCAGCCAGGUGGGGGUCAAAGGUCGAGUGCCGUCCAACAGCAGCCUGGACGACUUGGGCAGCAGGCGGAGCACGCAGAGCGAGGAGUGUGUGACGCCACGCCGCCUCGCGCUGCCCGACCUGCCGCCCGGGGCCGCCACGGCGGUCGCCGUCCCCCGUCAGAGCACGACGGCGGGCACCGCCCACAUCGUCAAGGUGGAGCAGCAGAGCAGGGGAGGGGGCGGCGCCAGGACGCCGCGCUCCCUCCCACACAGCGCCUCGCUACGCAGCAGCAGCAGCGCCAACACCGAGCCGACGCCCGCCGCCGGCCACGCCAACCGCCAACAGUCCAACUGCUCUGUGGAGAACGUGGCUCCGCCCCCAAGGAGUUCCAUCAAGCAGCCACAGCAGGUGGUGUCUCCGGUGGAGGCGGUGGCGGUGGCGGUGGCCAUGUCUCCGGUGGAGAGGACGGCAGCCUGGGUCCUCAACAACGGCCAGUAUGAUGAGGAGGAGGGAGGCGAGAGGAGCAGAGAGGAGGGCAAGAACACCGAGAAGUACGAGCUGGAGAUCUCUCGGCUGAAGGAGCGCCUGCGGGUGUCCGGUCGGCGUCUGGAGGAGUACGAGCGGCGGCUGCUGGCUCAGGAGCAGCAGAUGCAGAAGCUGCUGCUGGAGUAUAAAAACCGUCUGGAGGACAGCGAGGAGAGACUGAGGAGGCAGCAGGAGGAGAAGGACAGCCAGAUGAAGAGCAUCAUCUGCAGGCUGAUGGCGGUGGAGGAGGAGUUGAAGCGGGACCACGCAGAGAUGCAGGCGGUGAUUGAAGCCAAACAGAAAAUCAUCGACGCUCAGAUAAUUAGCAGCUGUCACAGAAACACAUGGUUGCCAGUGAGAAACCCAGCAGCAGUUCUGCUCUGCCUCUCAUCGUCUCUUCGCUGAUUUCAGGUCAGUAACG